Messenger RNA from Vespa crabro (European hornet), 1003 nucleotides. RefSeq names its product eukaryotic translation initiation factor 5A (gene eEF5). Bases 167 to 649 code for a protein of 160 amino acids. Gene Ontology annotation, biological process: positive regulation of translational termination; positive regulation of translational elongation. Lineage: Eukaryota; Metazoa; Arthropoda; Insecta; Hymenoptera; Vespidae. Gene Ontology annotation, molecular function: translation elongation factor activity; ribosome binding; RNA binding. The transcript is spliced from 4 exons. The record is from RefSeq and is a predicted model, not a curated record.
GCGCAGGCGCAACAAGAUCUUCUGGUUAGAGUAUCCAUUUUGAUCACAUGUGAGUAUCUCGAGCUGUUCUCGAUUUCGGUGAAAACUAAUGGUGCUAAUUGUCUGAACGAGCAAAGGAAAAUUAAGAAUUCGACAGUGAAACACUAACUGACCUACACAAUCUAUAAUGGCAGACAUUGAGGAUACUCACUUUGAGACUGGUGACUCUGGAGCAUCAGUAACAUAUCCCAUGCAAUGUUCUGCACUGCGUAAAAAUGGUUUUGUCAUGUUAAAAUCUCGACCCUGCAAAAUUGUUGAAAUGUCAACUUCCAAGACUGGAAAACAUGGUCAUGCCAAGGUUCACCUUGUAGGUAUUGACAUAUUUACCUCAAAGAAAUAUGAAGAUAUUUGCCCUUCUACACAUAAUAUGGAUGUGCCGUUUGUUAAGCGAGAAGAUUACCAGCUGACAGAUAUAUCUGACGAUGGCUAUUUAUGUCUGAUGGCUGAUAAUGGAGAUCUUCGUGAAGAUCUUAAAAUACCAGAUGGUGAAUUAGGAGCUCAAUUACGUGCUGAUUUUGAGGCUGGAAAAGAAUUACUUUGCACUGUAUUAAAAGCUUGUGGCGAAGAGGUGGUAAUCGCCAUCAAAACCAACACUGCCCUCGACAAAUAAUUGUGUUCAGUUUUAAUCGUACACAACCAAACUAUCCGCUUAGCCAAUCGACACCUUAUCAUUGGUAAAAAAAAACUUAAGUCCACAGUUCCAACCAACAGCAGUUCAGCAGCGGACAAAAACAUCUUUUUAUCAAAGUAACAUCUACUUACUAAUAUUCAAAAUAAAACACAUGCUAAAGUUUCUAAGCAAUGUAAGACAAGAAGAAUUGGGUUCAUGGAAUUCGCAAUACCCAGUUUUAGACAUAUACAAUUGCAUACAUACACAGGCACACACAUACGUUGUUUGUUAUACAAAAGAUACAACUUUUCAACAAAGAGUUGAUUAAGAAAUAAAAAUUGAAAAAAGCCUUUA